This is a messenger RNA of Fundulus heteroclitus (mummichog), 3236 nucleotides long. Its product is annotated as SPG11 vesicle trafficking associated, spatacsin. Bases 56 to 3007 code for a protein of 983 amino acids. Gene Ontology annotation, biological process: axon extension; axo-dendritic transport; chemical synaptic transmission. NCBI's taxonomy places the organism in Eukaryota, Metazoa, Chordata, Actinopteri, Cyprinodontiformes, Fundulidae. The record is from RefSeq and is a predicted model, not a curated record. Gene Ontology annotation, cellular component: cytoplasm; dendrite; axon. The transcript has 16 exons.
UUCUGGCCCUUGUGUUUGACAGGAAACAGAGCUGUUGCCCUGCCUGUGUGUGUGGAUGCUGACCUCUGUUGAUGAUACUACAAAAAAAAAGGCCACAUCUCACCUCCCUGAAGCACCCCAGCACCAUGAAUGGACACUUCAUGAUCUGUCAAUCAUCUGGAGGACACUGCUGUGGCUGGGUCACGUCAGGGUCCUCCUGAGAGGAUUUGAGCUUUUUCAGCAGGACUGCCCUCUUGUGUUGGUACUGAGAAUGUUUGAGUGGUGUUGUGAUUACAGGAAAUUCACUGUAGCCAAAGGGAAGUUGUUGGACUUUCAGAGGACACUUAUUACAACGCAGGAAACGACAGACACUGAGGUUCAUCGCACUGCUAAGCAGAAUCAUCACUGGAAAUCAUGUGGCAUGCUCAGAAAUGGUGGUCCUGCCAUCGCAGGUAGCUUCCCACUCCAGUGGGUGGAGAGCCAGGCCUCAGUAUUGCUUCUCACCAUGCUCCAACGCUGCUCAUCCCAGUACGAUCUUCACCGGCUGCUACAGCUCCUGGCUGAUGUUGACAAACUUCUCAAAUCAAAUGGUCCAGACUUCAGGAAGUUGAGUGAGCUGAGUCAGUUGCUGCAAGGAUCAGGGGUUACUCUGCCUGAGAGGCUCCUGCAAUGUAUUGCCCCCUCAACCCAGCAGGAGGAGUUUCAGUUCAUAGUGGACACUUUGCAAGCUGGAGGAUGCUACAGCCAGGCAAGACGGGUCGCAGAGCUGUCUGGACUGCCCAUUCAUUGCCUCCUCCUGAGCCAGCUGCUUCAGGAAGUAAACGUUCACAAGACCAAGUGGCAGUGGAGGCGUUUGGAGACCCGAGUUGCCUUCUGGACGAAGUGUCACAACCUGCUGAAAGCUGGCAGUAGUGAUCCAGAAUCAGCCUCACAAUUCUUUCUAUCACAGUCUGAAGUUAUCACUCCGCUUGCUGGUGACAAGACUCAGACAGAAGUUCUAGACAUCCAAGAGCGCUGCUUGCUGCUCCAGCUCACAGCACACUGGCUUUCUUUGCAAAUCCAUAUUCCUGUAGAUGAGCUGGAGAGGCUGGAGAAAAAGAUGUGGCUCUGUCAGAUCGAUAAACACAUCCUUACAACUACAAUAGAGAAAGAGAACAUGUUCAACCUACCAUCACCAGCCACCGCACCUGAAAUUAAUGCAUACGAAGUGUGUAUGAAGGAGUUCUCAUUCUCUAACAUAGUAGACCUGAAUAGGGAGAAGUACCUGAGCCUGGAGGGAUUUCCAAGUCACUCAGAGAAGCUGGAUGAUUUGGAUGCUGAGUCAGAUUUAAGUUCUGAAGAGAGGAGAGUUUUGACAGUACUUGUUGGUCAGUUACUAGAUAAAGGUAGUAUCCAUGAAGCCAGUCGUGUUUGCCGGUAUUUCAAUAUACAUGAUCCAGAUGUGUGGUUGGUUCUGUGCUGCCAUUCUUUGGCAUGUGGAGUCCAGAUACCUGAACCGAAAGAAGAGACCCCAAAAGCACCUGAAACAAAGGCCCUAACCCACUCACCCUCCCUCAGCAGUCUGUCCUCAUUUGUGAUGCUGCCUCUCCCUGAAGAUCCAGUCACCGUCCACAUUCAGAAAUUGGUGAAUCAGUGUCGCCAUGGAAACAACUACUGCAAACAGGUCCUUAGCCUCUACCAGCUCUCUAAGGAGUUGCAAUGCCCCUUCAGUCAAAUCAGCAGAGAGCAUCCCCAUUCUGUGCUAGAGAAGCUGUUGCUGUUGCAGCAGCCUGAUCGGUUCAGGAUGGCCAAGACCUUCAUUAAAGCCCAGAGUCUUAGCGCUUACACUGUGGCUGAGCUGAUCUCCAAUGCUGUGGUUCAAGGCCUCCUGGCAUCAACCCAAGAACAGCAGCCUGGAGAGAAGCAGAUUUUUAGACCAUCAGAGGGGCAGGAGUCACUUUUACUGCUGAUUAGACUGUGUGAUGAUCCUAACAUAGUGGGACUCAAACUGCUGGAAAACCUCAACACUGUGCCACUGAGGGACCUAAACUCCAUUGUGGAGCUGCUGAUUGUGGCUCACAGCUGUUUCAGUCUUACUUGUAACAUGGAGGGGAUUGUGCGAAUUCUCCAAGCUUCUCGUCAUCUCAGCCAUAACUACCUGGCUCCAAGAGAGCACUACAGCUUGCUGGUGCGUCUGCUGACCGGUAUUGGCAGGUAUAAUGAGAUGACGUACAUCUUCGAUUUGCUCCAUCAGAACCAUUGUUUUGAGAUGCUACUCAGAAAGAAGAUGGACAGAGAGAGAGGACAGAGAUCUACAUUAAAAACUGCUCUGCUAGAUUACAUCAAACACUGCCUCCCUGCUGAUAGCGAGAAGCACAACAUGGUGGCGCUUUGUUUCAGCAUGAGGAGGGAGAUUGGAGAAAACCAUGAGAUUGCUGCCAAGACACAGCUAAAGAUGAUUGAAUCUCAGGAUUGGGUUGUAACUCCUGAUCUGAAGAGCUCAUUGGUCAAGGUGUUGAAUCUGCUCAAGGAUGCUGCAGAAAGUUUCUCCAAGGAUUCCUGUGUGCGUCAGGCGAGUCAUUGCGUCCGAAGAGCCAAAUUGAUCACUCUUCAGCUCCACUUCUUGAACCAGGGAUCCAACCUUCGCCUCAUCAACCUGAAACCUGCAGAGUUGCACAAUGCCUUCAUGACUCUACCACAAUUGUAUCAGGUAUUUGUUGUCUCAGAGGCUUACGGCUAUGGUCCAGACUGGGCUGAGAUUUUGUACCAGAAGGUGGUUCUGAAAGGAGACUUUGUUUACCUGGAGGAGUUGAAACGUCGGCGUCCUCUCACCUCUGCCCUAUUUGAAGACAUUUUCAGAAAACUGGACAGCACCCCCAGCAGUGUUUCUUCCAAUGUGAAACGCCUGCUGACUUAUUGUGAUGAUGUGUGCACCCGCUACAGAUUGGCCUACCAGCAGAAUCUUUCUGAUGUCACCAAAACACUGCUGCAAGAUAACAAGACCUACGGCUACAUGAAUGACACGCUCACCAGCAAAACAUUUAUCUGAGCAGCCUUAUGUGAUUGUACGGUCCUAUUUCACAAUCAGUGGACCCUAUACACCCAAUAAGUGUACAUGAAUUAUUUGUGUAAUUCACAUAAUGAAAAAACUAUCCUCUCACUUUGGUUAAAGUGGUAUUAUUUUCUUGAAAAAUAAAACUUUUAGUACCUUUCAAAUGACUAAACCUGUCUAAAAAUCAUGUAAAUUUAACAAUAAACAAAGAUCAUUUCUGUCAGAA